Messenger RNA from Eurypyga helias (sunbittern), 2597 nucleotides. It is a transcript of the gene PPP1CB, whose product is annotated as protein phosphatase 1, catalytic subunit, beta isozyme. Gene Ontology annotation, biological process: regulation of circadian rhythm; circadian regulation of gene expression. Gene Ontology annotation, molecular function: protein serine/threonine phosphatase activity. Gene Ontology annotation, cellular component: cytoplasm; nucleus. The record is from RefSeq and is a predicted model, not a curated record. The transcript has 7 exons. Lineage: Eukaryota; Metazoa; Chordata; Aves; Eurypygiformes; Eurypygidae. Bases 46 to 945 code for a protein of 299 amino acids.
CAUAUCGUUUCAGUGCGAGGAUGUCGUCCUGGGAAGAUCGUUCAGAUGACCGAGGCAGAAGUUCGAGGCUUGUGCAUAAAGUCACGGGAAAUAUUUCUUAGCCAGCCUAUUCUCCUGGAACUAGAGGCACCUCUGAAAAUUUGUGGUGAUAUUCAUGGUCAGUAUACAGACUUACUUCGAUUAUUUGAAUAUGGAGGAUUCCCACCAGAAGCUAAUUAUCUUUUCCUUGGAGAUUAUGUAGACAGAGGCAAACAGUCUCUGGAAACAAUUUGCCUGUUACUGGCAUAUAAAAUCAAGUACCCGGAAAACUUCUUUCUCUUACGAGGAAAUCAUGAGUGUGCAAGCAUCAAUCGGAUCUAUGGAUUCUAUGAUGAAUGCAAACGGAGAUUUAACAUUAAGCUGUGGAAGACCUUCACGGACUGUUUUAACUGUCUGCCCAUUGCAGCCAUUGUGGAUGAGAAGAUCUUCUGUUGUCAUGGAGGACUCUCCCCAGAUCUCCAGUCAAUGGAGCAGAUCCGGAGAAUUAUGAGACCUACAGAUGUUCCUGACACAGGCUUGCUGUGUGACCUGCUGUGGUCUGACCCAGACAAAGAUGUGCAAGGUUGGGGUGAAAACGAUCGUGGGGUCUCUUUCACUUUUGGUGCUGAUGUGGUCAGUAAAUUUCUGAAUCGUCAUGAUCUGGAUUUGAUCUGUCGAGCUCACCAGGUGGUUGAAGAUGGAUAUGAAUUCUUUGCUAAACGGCAGUUGGUCACCCUAUUCUCAGCUCCAAAUUAUUGUGGAGAGUUUGACAAUGCAGGGGGCAUGAUGAGUGUGGAUGAAACGCUGAUGUGUUCCUUUCAGAUAUUGAAACCCUCUGAAAAGAAAGCCAAGUACCAGUAUGGUGGACUGAAUUCUGGGCGUCCGGUCACUCCACCUCGCACAGCUAAUCCACCGAAGAAGAGGUGAAGAAAGGAAUAAUGUAGAAACACCAUCAGAUCUGUCAAGGACAAAACUCCAUAAUACAGUAUAUAAUAAGUGUGCACUGUAAAACCAUCCAGCCAUUUGACACCCUUUAUGAUGUCACACGUUUAACUUAAAGAGACGGGUAAAGGAUCUUUAUUAAUUUUUUCUAGUAGAAAGAUGUGCGACACUGUAUUGUAACAAGUAUAGCUCCAACUUCUAAUAUCCAGCAUAGAGUAAAAAAAGUAUUAGGAAAAUAUUGCAACUGCAUAUUCACAUCUACCACGGUUUUUAAAGUUGACCAACAUCCCAGCUAAAACUUGAUGUAAUAGUUAAACCAGAUGAGAGCAUGAUGUUCCAUUUGUGUAAUGUGGUCUUACUGUUGCUUGAUUGCUUUUACUUUGGUUAUUUUGUAGCUAGAAUGAUGCGAAUAUGGUAUCUAGUCUUACUUCACAGCUCUCUUGGAAACUGAAAUAAGGAAGGGGCUUUUUAGAACAGUCAUUGAGCUCUUAUCUUCCCCCUUAGCCCCCUGUUGUUCAUAAUAAUGCUGCCCAAAUGUGUGCCCCACUAUAAUGCAAAAUUUCUAGUUAGGGUAGUGAUUAAAAGGCAAACUAUUCCCAGACUGAACAGCUCAGCAGCCACCCGCAAAUUGAGACACAAAAACCUGUCUUGACUUUUUAACUUAAACUGCCACACAAUGAAUUUGUGCACUACACUUUUUUAAAUUAUUGACGUUACACUGUGCUAUGGCACUUCAUUUAACUUAGGACAAAAAUGGUAUUGCCUAUUAGUUGGUAACUUGAUUAUGUGGUACCUUGGCUUCAGUUUUAUUAGCAUGAAACACCUUUUGGCAUGCUUAGCUUCCAGGUAACUCCCUACCUGCAUCAAAGUUCAUCUUACAUAGUUUCUCAGAACAUGAAGAUCCUUAUUUGCUAAGCCUUUGAAAGCUGACAUUCUUUUCAUAAGAGGGUGUGCUUAAAUGGAUGUUCAUCAACAAACGAUAGGCUAGCUGACGAAUGGUGAUGAGCUGACAAUGCGACAUGAAUGUCCAACAUGAUUAUAAGGCUUAUGCCACUGAAAAUUAUAUCCUUUGGAUUUUCAUGAUCAAAUUUCAUAUACUAUUGUAUAGACUUCUGCUUUGUAGUGUACUAUAGUAGCAAUAAUUUCUGUACAUGAUCAGAGUUAUGCAGUAUUUCCUUUCAGUUCUCCUCUUUUCUUAAAAGAGUUAACAUUGGCAAGUGGCAAGAUACAGAGAAGAUACACAGUUUAUAGUAGGAUAAAUGAAAGGCACAGAUUUGUGAUGCUUUAGGAUGCAAUACUUAUUGGAUAUAACUACAAAAGCUUUUAUUGAAUACUGUCAAAUUUGUAAGAUUCUCUGGGGGAAGGCUUCAGAUUUAUACCAUUCUAAAUGUGCAUCAGUAGAUGUAAAACUCUUGACUUCAGUAUUGUCUUUGAAAAUGUUAAAUUGAGGAUUCUGAUAACUUACGUUUUAUGAACUAGCACAUUAUAUAAUGCAAGAGAUAUAUUGAUUUCUGACACAGUGAGCAAGUUCUUUAAAAUGGAUUUAAGUCUCUUUUCUAAUUCCAUUUUGUUUUAAAUGCAUAUUUUAAAUGUAGGUUUUUUCAUUUAGUAAAAGUUGUCUAAUUCAUUUGAAUGAA